CCAGGCUGCAGCACCAUGCUUGAUAAACUGAAAUUCAAUAAUUUGGUAAUUACCAACAAGAAAGUCAUCCAGCAAGCACGUGCGCAAACGGUGUCCAAGCUCGUUCAGAAGCUGAGGAAGGUCAAAGAUGUCCUGGCCAAACGACCGGACGAUGAGAAACACAAGGAACGCUUGCGCAAAAGCAGCGAAUGCGUGGCCCAGCUAAAGGCUUUGAAGAGUCUGGACAUAAUGCGCCAGCUGCUCCUACAGGAUGGUAAAAAUCCGAACGCAGUGCUCACCAAUGGCCGGUCCACUCCAGAUGAGGUUGUUCUUGCGAUGCUGGGGCUCAACAAACUGAUGAAAGCGCUGGUUGACACAUUUCGCCAGACUUUGGGCCUGGACAGUGACAAGGAUUCCAAGUGGCGUGAAGAGAUUCUGGAAACGAGCAAGAGACGCGUGAAGCUGCAGCGCACUGAGGCGAAGAAAAGACAACGCAAGGAACUCAAAGACCAGAAGGCCCAGACGCGCAACCGACUAGAAUGGUUGGAGCAGAACAAAGUGGAUAGAGACGUGGCUGGAACAGAUGUAUUGCCAGCGGCAGAGCCAGCGGUUGGUGAGGUGGAAACAGCGGAAGAGAAGAAACCGAAACAAGAAAAGCUUCAGCGUACUCCUAAAGUGGCCUCGGUGAAGAAAGAGCUUCGAGAAAAGAAGCAAACGCAAAAUGAAAAGAAGCCCGAAAUUAAACCCAAACCCAUUGAUGUCAAAGAAGAGGAAAAGUCAAAGGUACGAGAAAAGAAGCAACAGCAAAAGGAUAGGAAGCCCGAAAUUAGUCCGAAACCUAUUGAUGUCAAAGAAAGGACACGAAAGCGACCACAAGAGAAGGAGCCGAGCAUUGAAAAGGAGGAGACCACGGCUGAGAAAGAUCGUCCAACGCAUGUCAUAGAUCCAUUUUUUAUCACAGAAUCUGGUCAGCCGUAUUUAUCCACCGCUGUGGUUCUUUCAGAGGAUAAUGAAAGCGAAAACGAGCAAGAAACGAUGCCUUAUCCUGCCAAGCGCCAGCGGAACGAACACCGACAUAGCGACAACCGGGGGGAAAGGGAGCGGAGGCCGGAGAUCAAUAAAAAGAAACCCACAGAGGACCUCCAUCCAUCCUGGAUAGCCAAGCAGCAACAGAAGCCAGUUAUCGGGCACUUUAAGGGGAAAAAGAUCAAGUUUGGCGACGACGGGCAAGCCGCAGAAAUUGAUAUUCCAGCUUUUAAGCAUCAUCCUGCUCCUGCUCCUGCAUCCGCUCCCACUUCCAUGGAAGGCAUGCAUCCCUCUUGGAUUGCCAAACAAAAGUGGAAACCAAAAAUUGCCGCCUUCCAGGGAACUAAAAUUAAGUUUGACGAAGAUUAAAAUUAAGAUGUUCAAUUUACACAGUA
Molecule: messenger RNA, 1400 nt
Organism: Drosophila persimilis
Lineage: Eukaryota; Metazoa; Arthropoda; Insecta; Diptera; Drosophilidae
Gene: Rlb1
Product: glutamic acid-rich protein
Exons: 2
Coding region: 16-1374 (452 amino acids)
Biological process (GO): maturation of SSU-rRNA
Cellular component (GO): 90S preribosome; nucleus
Source: RefSeq, a predicted model, not a curated record